Messenger RNA from Henningerozyma blattae CBS 6284, 495 nucleotides. It is a transcript of the gene IMP2, whose product is annotated as endopeptidase catalytic subunit. Gene Ontology annotation, biological process: mitochondrial respiratory chain complex assembly. The transcript has a single exon. Bases 1 to 495 code for a protein of 164 amino acids. The record is from RefSeq and is a predicted model, not a curated record. Gene Ontology annotation, cellular component: membrane; mitochondrial inner membrane peptidase complex. Lineage: Eukaryota; Fungi; Ascomycota; Saccharomycetes; Saccharomycetales; Saccharomycetaceae. Gene Ontology annotation, molecular function: serine-type endopeptidase activity.
AUGAAUAAGGCUUCACUUAAAUCUAAAUAUCCAAUACUGAGAAACCUGUUUAUUACUGCAACAUGGAUACCUGUAGUAUUAACAAUAACAACCAAUGUAACUAAUAUUGCACAAAUCGAUGGGAUUUCAAUGAGGCCAACUUUAAACCCAACAGAUUUUUCAAAAGAUUGGGUAUUAUUAUGGAAAUGGAAAUGGUCUUUAUAUAAAAAUUUGAAAAAAAAUGAUAUUAUAAUAUUUAAAUCACCUAUGGAUUAUAGGAAAAAAUUAUGCAAGAGAAUCACAGGAAUUGAAAAUGAUUUAAUUACUACAAAACACCCUUAUCCUGUAGAUAGAGUUGUCUUACCUAAAUCACAUUUAUGGGUGAAUGGAGAUAAUACAUUCCAUUCGAUAGAUAGUAAUACAUUUGGUGCAAUUUCUAGUGGGUUAGUAAUUGGUAAAGUUGUUUGUGUUAUAUGGCCUCCAAGUAGAUGGCAAUUUUUUUCAAAUGAUGAAUAG